GAGCAGAGUGGAGGAGAGACAGGAGGCGGAGAUCAAAGAAAACCGUGACCAACGGAACUGACGUCACUGGCAUAAUGUAAACUGUUGAGAUGAUCCAUGGUAACAGACUCAGUGCAGCAACCGCUCGCACAGACACACUCACGGGAUCCGACAGAAAUGCCUCGAACCUGGAUCGCACCUGCACCGGCUCUUGCAUCCUACAGACGAGCGGCGAUCGGACUCGUUUCAGACGCGCCGUCUGCCUAUUAAACGCGACGCACCUGUCAGGAAUCCAAAACAUUUGAUGUAUUCCUCCAGUUAAAUGUACUGCCAAUUCACAAGAAGCAAGGAAACCGACGAAAUGUGUGGUUAAUCUGUCUCUCAUCUCAACGCUUUCGUUUAUUUCUAACAGACUACAAUAGGAGCAGAUGAUUUUAAUCCGGAUGAAAUAAUGACUCUUGUGGAUUAACGCCUUCAUUGUCACUCUAUUUUUUUGCUUUAUCUGGAUCGAAGGAUCAUCUGCCUUUGCCAUUUGCCAUUACAGUCUUUAUAUUACAGCCAUAGUAAUAUAAUAUCGUGAAGAUGGCGACUGGAGCGGGCUGGCAGCAUUACUACAACCCCGCUGGCAGCGCUUCGACGGGGAAAUACAACAGCACCUCCACUUCAACAUCCACCAGCACGUCCUUCCCGUCCGGUUUAACCCUCGAAUACACGCAGGACCUCCACCUGAAGAUGAGCAAGAAGAUAGCACAGCUGACCAAGUGGGACUAUGCAGGUGGACAGAUGGCACUAUACAGCCUGUUGGCGCCAGGCAAGAAGAAUCCCCAGUAGCGCUUCUUAGAGCACCAUGCUGGAAUAAACCCUGGCUAAAGGUCCUCUAAGAUGUCACACUGUUCAUUAUGGACUCCAAUUUGGCCACCAUCCUGUUCCCUGCUUUAUCUCCAGUGAGUUCAAAGUGAGUGCGGUACCAAAGGUGGCCUUCCUGAUUGGUUUGUUCGGGCCUUUGGAAUAAUCUGAACUGCUAUUGUUCCCUUAGCAGAUGACAGCGUUGAAAAAGAAGCCAUUACACUUGCACAUCACUAACAGCUUGCUGCACACAAUAACAGAUCUGAGCCACGUCAGACAGUUCAGUCUGCUCUGGCCUUUUUUUCACAGCACGACUGUGUUGUGAACAGUUCCCUUGGGUACCUCAGGGCUACUCAACACCUUCUCCGACACUACAGUGUUCACCAACUGCUAUGUAGGCCUACUUGUUGGGGUAGAACCAAAAUCUGGAAGAAUUUGCAGGUGUCCACUUGCAUUGGGCUGAGCUUCCUCCCAGAGUCAGAUUGGCAGGAUGGUUUUGUAGUCACUGGAGAAUUUAUGCAACAUCUGAUCCAAUCUUAUCCAGAUGUUACCAGUCUCUAUGGAACAUAUAGAACAUCCUAUCAGGAAGUCAGAGGAAUGAAGCUGAAUCUCCACAGAGAGGCUGAGAUUCUUGGGAUUGAUUAAUUUCUAAUCAAAAACCCUAUAGUCUAGGGAAACAGAUUUAUGCAUAAUUCAGACAUAAAAAAAAAGGUGUGAAUUUGA
Messenger RNA from Megalobrama amblycephala (Wuchang bream), 1548 nucleotides. RefSeq names its product protein FAM184A-like. The transcript is spliced from 2 exons. The record is from RefSeq and is a predicted model, not a curated record. Lineage: Eukaryota; Metazoa; Chordata; Actinopteri; Cypriniformes; Xenocyprididae. Bases 562 to 810 code for a protein of 82 amino acids.